GGGACCAGUAAAGCGGCGCUCGCGAACCAGUGUGCUGAGUUCUUGGAGAGUGGUGUGGUUGAAUUAGUGGAUGAUAUCGCGGAACGCACGUUAGUUUGUUGAUUUUGCCCAAUCAAAUUGCAUAUCUGUCUUUGACGUGGAAACUUAUCUCAGACGCAAGGAUGGAGAACAGAAGUUUCGUUCCGGAUAACAUCCCAGCAGAUCUCGCUAAGAGUUGGCACAUACCAAGACCCACACUAGCUCAUGGCUCAAAAAGCUCCAAAGGAUCAACGUCUAGUAAUAACAGUACACAGAGUGCACGAUCAGGAUCGUUGUUGCUGACCGCCGCCAAUCUCGCCCAGAUCCACCAGGCGGACGAGGCGAUGGAGGCGCGCGACGCGGCCACCACCCGAAACCAAAAUAUCCAGUACUACCUCCAGAGUGCGGGCGGCGGCGACGCCCUCGGUCUGCCUGUCGGCGGUUUGGGGGCGGCCAAAAAGCCGGUCGAGCCCGACAACGUGUCGAUAGCCAGUUCGAUGCACUUCACCGUCGUGAACAUGAACACGAGACAGACGGCGCCCAAGCGCAGCUUCUGCAGGAAGCAUCACAUCACGAUACUGGUGCUGUCCAUGUCGGCGCUGUUCACCAUAGGGAUACUCACUGCCAUAUUUCUCUUAGAAAUGAGGGCCAAGAGACAGAGGUAUUAAUCGUUCACCAAGAACGAUAACCAACUACUUCAAUCGAUGGCAUUUACCAUUUCUCUAGUUAGGAAUAUUAUUUAUACAUUUAUUUAAUUCGAUUUAACUAUUACCUUUAAGGAAGCCCUUUACCAAUUCGGACCAAAAUUUGUGGUUGUUUUUAGAAUAUAAGUUGUAAACUAAUUAUUUUUGCUAUUACUGUGAUAUGUGUAUAAAACAAACAAUCAUAAUGUAUAGUAUUUAUGUAUUGUCGUUUCUGCGGUGACGGAGUUAACCGGCAUCCGUGGGAAGUUUUCGUAAAUUUAUUUUAAAUUAAAUUAUCAAUAAAAU
Molecule: messenger RNA, 1007 nt
Organism: Aethina tumida (small hive beetle)
Lineage: Eukaryota; Metazoa; Arthropoda; Insecta; Coleoptera; Nitidulidae
Exons: 4
Coding region: 162-686 (174 amino acids)
Source: RefSeq, a predicted model, not a curated record